CCUGCAGACUGUCACUCCUGGUUACCCCAGGUCGUUAAUGAAACUCUGAGCUGUAGCGGGGUUGUGUGCUGACUGUAAUAAAGGUAAAAUUCCCUCAGUUCAAUUCAGAGUUAAGAGUGUGCGCGGGAAUAAAGUUGGUCGCUGAGUUUUCCACUGAGGAGUGGCGUGAGGUCGCUGGUGCGCAUGCGCCACCGCGGCGAGCCGUUAGCUGUCAGAAGAAGCGGUGGUGGAGCGCGAGAGGAUCCAGAACAGGAGCUGAGGAGGAGAUCCAGAGCACAGUUCAGCUCAGCGCGGGACCCGGGCUCCUCUCUGCUCCUCAUGGUAGUUAGCGGGGGCAGGAGAAAGUAGCCGAGGCUCUGCUGAAGUUCACCGCUCUCACCCAGAGACAGUCAGUCCAGAGGAGAAGGAGAAGUUUUACAGGUAAUGCUCUAAAUGGUGUGGCUAGAGGGGGAAGCGGUGGUCGGACACUAGCUACUGUUCUCUGGCGGAAUCCCCCGGUUAUCUGUUCCCUCUCCCCUCCCUCUGUUGUUUCUGCUAUGGGGAACCAAGGCAUGCAGGAGCUCAUCCCGCUGGUUAACCGCCUCCACGAUGCUUUCAGCGCCAUCGGACAAAGCUGCAAUCUGGACCUGCCUCAGAUAGCUGUGGUCGGUGGCCAGAGUGCAGGAAAGAGCUCUGUCCUAGAGAACUUUGUGGGCAGGGAUUUCUUACCAAGAGGCUCAGGGAUUGUCACACGAAGGCCACUUGUGUUACAAUUAAUCAGCGCCACCUCAGAGUAUGCAGAGUUUCUCCACUGUAAAGGGAAAAAGUUUACAGACUUUGAUGAUGUGCGUCGCGAGAUUGAAACGGAGACGGACAGAGUUACGGGAUCCAAUAAGGGCAUCUCCUCCAUUCCUAUCAACCUACGUGUUUACUCACCAAAUGUACUCAACCUGACACUCAUAGAUCUGCCAGGCAUCACUAAGGUUCCAGUGGGGGAUCAGCCUCAUGACAUUGAAUACCAGAUCAGAGACAUGAUCAUGCAGUUCAUCUGCCGUGAGAACUGCCUUAUCCUAGCUGUCACACCGGCCAAUAUGGACCUGGCCAAUUCAGAUGCCCUCAAACUGGGCAAAGACGUUGACCCACAGGGUCAGCGCACCAUUGGUGUCAUCACCAAACUAGACCUGAUGGAUGAGGGCACGAAUGCCAGGGACGUACUGGAGAAUAGGUUGCUGCCCUUACGCAGAGGUUACAUUGGUGUGGUAAAUCGUAGUCAGAAGGACAUUGAGGGGAAGAAGGACAUAAGUGCAGCUCUCGCUGCCGAGCGGCUGUUUUUUCUUUCCCACCCUGCUUACAGGCACAUGGCCGACUACAUGGGCACACCGUACCUGCAGAGGGUCCUCAAUCAGCAACUGACCAAUCACAUCCGAGACACGUUACCAGCGUUCCGCAGCAGGCUACAGGCCCAGCUCCUCUUGCUAGACAAAGAGGCUGAGGAAUACCGACACAUGAACCCCGAUGACCCCUCACGCAAGACCAAAGCACUGAUGCAGCUGAUCCAGCACUUUGGGCUGGACUUUGAGAAAAGGAUUGAGGGCUCUGGAGACCAGGUGGACACAGUUGAGCUCUCAGGAGGAGCCAAAAUCAAUCGCAUCUUUCACGAGCGCUUCCCAUUUGAACUAGUCAAGAUGGAGUUUGAUGAGAAAGAACUGCGUCGUGAGAUCAGCUACGCCAUCAAGAACAUUCAUGGGAUCAGGACAGGCCUGUUUACUCCUGACCUGGCAUUUGAGGCCAUGGUGAAGAAGCUGAUAGUAAAGCUGAAAGGGCCAUGUAUAAAAUGCGUAGACAUGGUAGUCCAGGAGCUUAUGGCCACAGUGCGACAGUGUACCCACAAGUUGGUGGCCUUUCCUAAACUACGAGAGGAGACAGAGAGAAUUGUGAACACAUAUAUUCGAGAACGAGAGAGUCAAGCCAAAGACCAGGUUUUGCUUUCACUGGCGAUUCAGCUUUCCUACAUCAACACAAAUCAUGAAGACUUCAUUGGGUUUGCUAAUGCUCAACAGAGAAAUAAUCAGACGAAUAGAAAGGCUUCAGCAGGAAACCAGGGUGCUGCUCCUCCACCUUCCAGUCAAAUUGUGAUCAGAAAAGGCUGGCUGACCAUCAACAACAUUAGUCUGAUGAAAGGCGGAGCCAAGGAUUACUGGUUUGUGCUGACAGCAGAGAGCCUCUCUUGGUUUAAAGAUGAUGAGGAGAAGGAGAAGAAGUACAUGCUGCCACUAGAUAACCUAAAGGUGCGUGAUGUGGAGAAGACCUUCAUGUCCAGCAAGCACAUCUUUUCCAUCUUUAACACAGAGCAGAGGAACGUGUAUAAGGACUACAGGCAUCUGGAGCUGGCCUGUGACACGCAGGAGGAGGUGGACAGCUGGAAGGCCUCUUUGCUGCGGGCCGGAGUCUACCCUGAGAAAACUACAGUGGAUGGUGAGAGCUGUGUGCAGGCAGAGAACUUCUCCAUGGACCCACAACUGGAGAGGCAAGUGGAGACCAUUCGCAACCUGGUGGACUCCUACAUGGGCAUCGUUUACAAGAGCAUACGAGACCUGAUGCCCAAAACCAUCAUGCACAUAAUGAUCAACAAUGUGAAGGAGUUUAUCCACUCAGAGCUGCUGGCUCAGCUGUACUCUUCAGGAGAUCAGUCGGCUCUGAUGGAUGAGUCUCCGGAGCAGGCUCUGCGCAGAGAGGAGGUGCUACGCACACACUCUGCCCUGAAGGAGGCGCUGGCAAUCAUCAAUGACAUCUCCACCUCCACCAUCUCCACUCCUCUACCACCACCUGUGGACAACUCCUGGCUGCAUACCAGUACCAUUAACCGCAAAUCCCAUGUAGGUCUCAAUUCUCCUAAGAGGACUCAGUCUGCUCCUGGAGCUCCUACUCGUGGUCCUGCUCCUCGUGCCCCUGCCCCUACCAGUCGUUCUUCUCCUGCAAUCCUAAAUCACACAGAGUCGUCUAAUACACAGGGACGUCCCAACCGAGUUGCUCCCAGCAUUCCCAGCAGAAACAGUUUGUGAGGGUCAGCGUCUCCAGUGUGUGGCUCCAGUCUCGCAUCUUAACAGCAAAAAGUCACUGGAGUGCCCCCACCAGCCUCUAUUCACCAUUAUCAUCUUUAGGCAGCCCAACAAAAGGAGUUUAGGGAAGACUGCUCUCUUGUGGAUAACGUAACUACUUACAACGGCUGUUCUGCCUUUGUAAGAACUUUUACAUAGGCCUGCUUACUGUAAAAAACGUGCUGUGGCAGAAGAUCACACAUUGGGGUCACACAGGAGAAAAAAAAACUCUGCUCUGAUUAGCAAACGUCUUGGCAAAUGUUUAUAAAAGGAGUUUAGGGCUGAAAGCACUACAUAGAGAUGGCAUGAAUUAUCAAAUCAACAUUAUUACAAACUUCUGUUUUUCAUAUUAGCUAGGGAAAAGAAUGCAUCUAAUCCUGUAAUGUUUUUAGUUUUGUGUUUUAGUUGCAGUAUUUGUCUUGUAAAUGAUCUACAAAACUUCAGCCAGGAACAUAAAACAUGGUACAGGCAGAUGUAUACAUGGAUUCCACUAAAUAAACUGUGGCUUCUACCACAGUUAUCCAGAAUAUACCGCAAAAUCUACAGGGAAAGCUUCAAGCUUGUUUCCAGGCUUGAAAAAAAAUCAGUGUGUAAAACUUUUAAUAUGUUGAAAAUCCGUUAAUUAUCCUAAAAAUCAUCAUUUCAACUUAUAUACCCAUACCCCUUAUUUAAGAAUUUCAACAGUCAGGUUGUAAAGAGCAGUAAAGCCAAUCUCCUGAAGUACACAGUUAUACAGUAGUUUCAAUUUAGUUCUCCAGCACCAAAACUGAAGAAGUAUUAGCAUUAGCUGCUAACCACGCUAAGCGGUAUCUCUUUCACCAUUCGGAGGUGAGUAUAUCGGCCUGCCCUGUAGCCUGCUGCUAACCCGCUCUACCACUGCUGCAGCAGUAUUAGCAUUACCUGUUAACAGGGGCGUGCACAGGAAUCUUGAAGGGCAGUUGCUCUAACCUGAAGAAAGGGCACCCCCCCCCCCCUUAAAAAAAAGAGUCUCUCUCUCUCUCCUGUAUUCAUCUCUUCUCCGUGGGCAUUUCGAAUUUUCUGCAUUAAUGUGUUCAUUGAACACGCUCAUUUUUUUCGUGAACGUUAAACUGAAUGCAACACAUUUUUUAAUAAAGAACUUGAACGUGAAUUAGUUCACAUUAUGUGUCGUGAACGGCAGACAUAACUGUAAAUGAUGAAUUUGUUUUCCAUUGAAAACUGAGUGACAUCUGCUUUCUCUUUUGAAACGCAACGAGAGAAAGUUCCUCCUUCCUGUAUUCUCGCUGGUGCCA
Messenger RNA from Astyanax mexicanus (Mexican tetra), 4348 nucleotides. It is a transcript of the gene dnm3a, whose product is annotated as dynamin 3a. NCBI's taxonomy places the organism in Eukaryota, Metazoa, Chordata, Actinopteri, Characiformes, Acestrorhamphidae. The record is from RefSeq and is a predicted model, not a curated record. Gene Ontology annotation, molecular function: GTPase activity; GTP binding; microtubule binding. Gene Ontology annotation, cellular component: microtubule; cytoplasm; membrane. The transcript has 22 exons. Bases 537 to 3041 code for a protein of 834 amino acids.